GCACCUGGGAAUAUGGCCCUGCGAGAGAGAGGAACCAGCAGCAGCCUCCUCAAUGACAAGCAUGAACAGAACUCUAGUCGUGUUAUUACAAUUGUCUUCCUGGCACUCUUCAUUGACUUGUUGGGAUUUGCUCUCAUCUUGCCGCUCUUUCCUUCUAUCCUUGAUUAUUACAGCCAGACUGAGGAUGGAUUCUAUUUGUCAUUGCAACGUGGUGUGGACUGGUUUGCAGUGAUGGUUGGGAUGCCUCCAGAGCGGAAAUACAACAGCGUCUUGUUUGGAGGUCUGAUUGGAUCAAUCUUUUCCAUCCUACAGUUUUUCUCCUCUCCGCUUACUGGUGCUGUGUCGGACUGCUUGGGCAGAAGGCCUGUGAUCUUGAUGACAGUGAUGGGUUUGAUAACAUCAUACUCACUAUGGGCUGCCUCUAGGACUUUUGGCGUUUUUCUUCUCUCCAGGAUCAUAGGUGGAAUAAGCAAAGGGAAUGUCAGCCUCUCCACAGCUAUAAUUGCUGACUUGCACUCUCCAAAAGCACGAAGCAAGGGCAUGGCAAUGAUUGGCGUCGCUUUCUCCCUUGGUUUUACCCUGGGUCCCAUGAUCGGAGCUUACCUAGCCAUGGAGACAGAGAAAGGAGAAGUAUUCUAUCUUCGUUCGGCAUUGUUAGCACUCGUGUUUUCUGUGGCUGAUUUAAUUUUCAUCUUCUUCCUACUUCCAGAGACACUUCCCAAAGAAAAAAGGGUCUCUUCUGUGAUGUCUGGCUUUCAGGCAGCAGUUGACUUGCUCAGUCCUUUGGCUUUAUUUCGGUUCUCUGCACUCACCCGAGGAAAGGAAUCCCCUUCAGAGGAGAAUCUUUGGAAUCUCAAAAUCUUGGGCCUGGCUUAUUUCCUGUACCUCUUCCUGUUUUCCGGCUUGGAGUAUACACUGAGUUUUCUCACCCACCAGAGAUUCCAGUUUUCUAGCAUGCAGCAGGGCAAGAUGUUUUUCUUUAUUGGAAUAACAAUGGCUGUGAUCCAGGGAGGCUAUGCUCGACGAAUCAAGCCAGGAAAUGAAAUCAGAGCUGUAAAAAGGGCUAUUCUGUUGCUGAUUCCAGCUUUCUUGUUAAUUGGAUGGGCUGCAAAUGUGACCAUGCUGAGUGUUGGACUGUUGCUGUACUCUUUCGCUGCGGCCAUCGUUAUCCCGUGUUUGUCAGCAGUGGUGUCAGGCUAUGGCUCUGCCGGCCAGAAAGGACGAGUCAUGGGGAUCCUGAGGAGCCUGGGUGCCCUUGCCAGAGCCCUGGGACCGAUCCUGUCAGCUACAGUGUACUGGCUGGCAGGGGCAGAGGUUUGUUUCACUGUCUGUGCAGCUUUCUUCCUCAUCCCCUUCAUUUUACUUGGUUCUAUAAAACAGCAGACAAAGGAGGAGUAG
Cariama cristata (Red-legged seriema) is the source of this 1398-nucleotide messenger RNA. RefSeq names its product major facilitator superfamily domain containing 10 (gene SLC75A1). The transcript is spliced from 12 exons. The coding region runs from base 13 to 1398 and encodes 461 amino acids. The record is from RefSeq and is a predicted model, not a curated record. Gene Ontology annotation, biological process: transmembrane transport. Gene Ontology annotation, cellular component: brush border membrane. Lineage: Eukaryota; Metazoa; Chordata; Aves; Cariamiformes; Cariamidae. Gene Ontology annotation, molecular function: transmembrane transporter activity.